Molecule: messenger RNA, 1137 nt
Organism: Xylona heveae TC161
Lineage: Eukaryota; Fungi; Ascomycota; Xylonomycetes; Xylonales; Xylonaceae
Product: heme oxygenase-like protein
Exons: 2
Coding region: 98-856 (252 amino acids)
Source: RefSeq, a predicted model, not a curated record
CCCUCCUAACCUGUAGGAAAACACAGUCGGUAUUUACGCGCAACAAUUAUACUCAUCUUCACAAAAAAAUCACUGCUAUAUAGUUAAGACAAACAUCAUGUCUAAAUCUCCUAGAGAAUAUUUGCUUUCGCUCAAUGACGGCGCUUUCAAAGCCGCAACCCAAGCGCGCUUCCUCGAGCAAGCAGGCAAUGGUACACUCCAACCCGAUAUUCUUGCCCGGUGGCUUUCGCAAGAUCGUCUUUACGCCCAAGGCUAUAUUCGCUUUAUCGGACACAUGCUUUCCAAAAUCCGAUUGCCUGACACGCCGGGCGCUCGAGAGAACGGCCACCUACUCUGGCGCAUCACAGACGUUCUAAUUGCCGCCCUCGUCAACGUCCGUCGCGAGCUUCAAUUCUUCGAAGAAACUGCUGCGCGGUUUAACAUUGAUCUUACGCCGACGCUGGUCAGUGUCAAGGGGGCCGGACAUGGAGAAAGACAAGGCGAAGGUGAAGGGAUUGGUGCAAGUCCCGUCACCAGGGCGUAUCUCGAUUUGUUCAACAAUGCAGCCAGCCCAAGCGCAUCAAUUCUUGAGGGCAUGGUUGCCCUUUGGGCUACUGAGAUUUGUUACUAUACCGCGUGGCGUUAUGCUGGCUCUCACAAACCCAGCCCUGCGGCGGCAAAGAGCGACGAUCCGCUACAUGCUGAAUUCAUCCCGAACUGGACAAAUGAUGAAUUCGCCAAAUUUGUAGACGACAUCGGUGUCCUGGUUGAUGAAAUGGGCGCCUCCUGGAAACACGAUGAGGACGAGCGCAAGAGGUGUGAGGAGGUUUGGAAGCAGGUCCUAUGGCUCGAGGAGCGGUUUUGGCCCGUCGUUUAAUAAACUUGAAUUGUGGUUUCUUUUUCGAAGUGGGUUUGACUUGAUACCUUUCGUGCAAUCAGUUGCAGUGGUUUUGCAAUGGGAAAAGAAAAAGUCCUUGAUCUGAAAUGCAGGUUGAUCUCUCAGAUAAUGAAAGUGGGCGGAAAAUAUUUACUAUGCUGCCUGUGUGGUCGGAGCAAAUUUCAUUAGUCAACAUUCAAUCUUAAAAAUCAUCUUCACCUUUUACGCUUUUUGAAUUUUAGCAUUUGUCACGGACGUCACGUUCUCUCAAUUUAAUGGGC